Molecule: messenger RNA, 1113 nt
Organism: Striga hermonthica
Lineage: Eukaryota; Viridiplantae; Streptophyta; Magnoliopsida; Lamiales; Orobanchaceae
Source: the annotation of a GenBank genome assembly
AUGGCGUCGCGUUUUGUACGACGGCUCGCUGCGAGCCGACCCGGUGGGCUCUCCUCCUCCGCAAACCCUAGCUUCUUGUAUCGGAGCUUCUCGUCGGCCGCGUCGGAGUCCGAUCUGAUCCGUGCUACCCUCUUUCCCGGCGACGGAAUCGGGCCUGAGAUCGCCGAAUCUGUCAAACAGGUAUUUAAAGUUGCCGAUGUGCCAAUUGAAUGGGAAGAACAUUUUGUGGGAUCAUCCAUUGAUCCUCGAACCCAGAGUUUCUUAACUUGGGAAAGUCUGGAAUCCGUAAGACGCAACAAAGUUGGCUUGAAAGGGCCUAUGGCCACACCAAUCGGGAAAGGUCACCGCUCUCUUAAUCUUACCUUGAGGAAAGAGCUCAAUCUAUAUGCCAAUGUUAGACCUUGUUAUAGUCUACCUGGGUACAAGACAAAGUACGAUGAUGUUGAUCUCAUUACUAUCCGUGAAAACACGGAAGGGGAAUACAGUGGUCUUGAACAUCAGGUGGUCAGGGGUGUUGUCGAGAGUCUCAAGAUCAUUACACGGCAGGCAAGUCUGAGAGUUGCCGAAUAUGCUUUUCACUAUGCCGAGACCCAUGGACGAGAAAGAGUAUCCGCCAUUCACAAAGCCAAUAUCAUGCAGAAAACUGAUGGUCUUUUCCUUAAGUGUUGUCGCGAGGUCGCAGAAAAACACCCAGAUAUAAUAUAUGAAGAGGUUGUGAUUGACAACUGCUGUAUGAUGCUUGUGAAGAAUCCGUCACUUUUUGAUGUGCUUGUGAUGCCAAAUCUUUAUGGUGACAUAAUCAGUGAUCUGUGUGCUGGUUUGAUUGGAGGUUUGGGCUUAACUCCCAGCAUCAAUAUUGGUGAGGGAGGUAUUGCUCUUGCCGAGGCUGUACAUGGUUCUGCACCUGAUAUUGCUGGGAAGAAUUUGGCAAACCCAACGGCUUUGCUCCUGAGUGCCGUGACCAUGUUGCGCCAUUUGGACCUGCACGAGAAAGCGGAUAUUAUUCAGAAUGCUGUCCUGAAGACAAUUGCAGAAGGUAAGUAUAGAACGGGCGAUCUUGGUGGGAAAUCAACGACAACUGACUUUACCAAGGCCAUAUGUGAUCAACUUUGA